AUGGAUGAUCAACUUUUGUACGACCUGCCUGGCAAGGCUUCGCCGGAAAGACAUGCUCCAGAUGCCCCGAACCCAACCAUUGUCGGCCUGUAUGGUGUGCCCGCCUGCGGCAAGUCCUUUCUCCUUCGCCAACUGAAGGCCUAUCUUGGCGAACAACACUACGCUUUUUACGAGGGCUCCGAGGUCAUUGACGACAUCGUUCUGGGAGGCCUCCACGCAUUCAAGAGGAUGCACCCGGACGAGAAAUACUACUGGCGUGAGCGUGCGAUCACCUUCAUCAGCCGGCAAUGUCGAGAGACCAACCGUGUCGGAAUUGUCAACGGUCAUUAUUCCUUCUGUGAUGAGGGAGAGAGCCCGAAGAGAAUAUUCACCGAUGCGGACUCUCUUUGCUACACCCAUAUCUUCUACCUUGACGUUCCUGCCAAAGAUGUGGCCCGCCAAUGCCUCGAGGACACCUCACGAUCUCGUUCCUCCAUGUAG
Molecule: messenger RNA, 480 nt
Organism: Colletotrichum chrysophilum
Lineage: Eukaryota; Fungi; Ascomycota; Sordariomycetes; Glomerellales; Glomerellaceae
Exons: 1
Coding region: 1-480 (159 amino acids)
Source: RefSeq, a predicted model, not a curated record